Carassius gibelio (silver crucian carp) is the source of this 3190-nucleotide messenger RNA. RefSeq names its product zinc-binding protein A33-like. NCBI's taxonomy places the organism in Eukaryota, Metazoa, Chordata, Actinopteri, Cypriniformes, Cyprinidae. Gene Ontology annotation, molecular function: zinc ion binding; protein binding. Bases 505 to 1899 code for a protein of 464 amino acids. The record is from RefSeq and is a predicted model, not a curated record. The transcript is spliced from 6 exons.
AUAGCGCUGAAUGUUUUAUAUCCAUCUCUAAUGAAUGCAUGAAAGAUUUAACUUUAUUGUGGUGUUAUGAAGAUUCAUGGAAAUGUUUCGGUUAAAGUACCUCUGAUAUUCAGAGUAACACUGAAAAUCAGGAGGGUGCAAAAACGUUUUCCACACCACUGUUCUUGCCAGUUCUAUGUUUAUUUAUCCUGCCUUUUAAUUAUUCUUAUGAGGUGGCAUACAUUAUCUUCUCCAAAGAAAAUCUUGACAUAUUUCCUCUUACGUCAGUGCCGGGUUCAAAUCGCUUUCCAGGAGCUUGAUGUUACAUAAUAUACAGAAAGAAUGUUUAGGCAUUCAUCAGUAGAUAUCAUGUGUCGGCCAAGACCUUGCUCAGUGAUGUACAGUAUUCUCUGAGCAAAUACUGCAGCCAAUCAGAAGACAGAUCUCCCAAGGGUAAUCUAAGUGAGAGGGAGGGCAUAGUAUCCCCUUGUGACCCAACUGGGGAAUGAAGGGCUCAAAGGAGCAAUGGCCUCCAAGCAGUCACAUCUCGCAGAAGACCUGUCAUGCCCCAUCUGUGGAAAUAUCCUACAAAAGCCCGUAGUGCUGUUUUGCAGGCAUCGCUUCUGUAAACUCUGUCUGGAGAGCCUGUGGAAUGGUGGAGGAUCUUGCGAAUGCCCCCUUUGCUGUCAGCCAUCAUCUAUGGGGGAGCUCAUAGUCAACACCACACUUGAAAAGACCUGCGAGGGCUUUCUGGAGCGCUGCAAAAAUGACCCUCUUGCGUGUAAGGAGCAUGGCGGGACCUUGACGCUCUUUUGUUUGGAGGACCUGGAACCCACUUGUAGCACAUGCAAAUCAUCUGCCAACCACAAGAGUCACAGGUUAUAUCCCUUAAAUGAAGCUUCACAUGACUGCAAGGAGGAACUCAAAAAUGCUUUGAAACCACUUCAGCAUAAACUGAAGCUCUUCCAAAAAGCAAAACUCACUUGUGAGCAAGCAAUAGACCAUAUUAAGAGUCAGGCAGAGAACACAGAGAGGCAGAUACGAGAGGAGUUUGAGGCACUGCACCAGUUCCUGAGACACGAGGAGGCGUCCAGGCUUUCGGUGCUAAAGCAGGAGGAGGAUCAGAAAAGGCAGAUGAUGAAUGAUAAGAUUGAAGAUUUGGACAAUGACAUCUCUUCACUUAGCAACACUAUAAGAAUUGUUGAACAGGAGAUGAGAUCUCAGGAUAUCCCAUUCCUCAAGAAUUAUAAAGACACCAUAAAGAGAACCUGGCGUAUUCCCCAGGACCCAGAGAUGAUAACAGGUUCACUGCUUGAUGUAGCCAAACAUCUAGGCUCAUUAAAGUUUAAAGUCUGGGAAAGAAUGAUGGAAACCAUUCGAUAUACUCCAGUGACUCUUGAUCCAAACACUGCGGCAAGCUGCUUCCUCCUGUCGGAGGAUCUGACUACAAUACAGUGCUGCUCUCAGACCUUUAAACUCCCAGAAAACCCUGAGCGCUUCGAUAUAGGUGCAGAGGUGCUGGGCUACGAGGGCUUCAGCUCUGGGCGACACAGCUGGGACGUGGAGGUCAAAAACAACACUUACUGGGUCAUUGGAGUUGCAAGCGCAUCCAUCAGCCGGAAGGGAAAGCACGUACUGACCCCUGCAGAGGGAUUCUGGACCAUUAGGCUACGAAACGGAGAGUAUAAGGCCUGUACUGCCCCAUGGUCCCCGCUCACUAUGACUAAGGAGCCGCAGGUGGUGAGAGUCGUAUUGGACAUGAACAGGUCCAGGGUGACUUUCUACGACCCACGAGAGAGAACGCCUCUGUUCACCUUCACGGACAUCAUCACUUCGAGAGCAUUCCCAUACUUCUGCAGCGCCUGUAAGGAGCACCCACUGAAAGUGUUGCCAGCGUGGUUCUCUAUUAAGACAGACUGAGGUGAAGAACGUGCCUCUCAGCGUCUCUUUCCUCAAGUCUCACCUCUCGUGUCAAGCCCGGCUCACACUGAGUGAAUCUGGCCACUAUUUGGUCGUCUUAGACAAAUUUCAAAAAUCCCAAAAAAUUCCUAUAAUCCAAGGCUGAAAUCUGUUGUCUUUGAUUGCUGGUUUGACACGUUCACCGACAGCUGUAUAAUGGCUGUCACGAUUAAAUUUGACCUUGUUUAUGAAAUUCUGGCGGUGUCAGAAGAUUUGGUGCGUACUCCUGCAGUGACUUGUCCUACCAAGAACGCCAAACUGUUUUCAAGACAAGCCAUGAUCAUAAUUAAUGCUAAAGAUUUCUUAUAGCUGCUUAAACUCAGGCUCUCCUGUCCUCUGCUCACAGAAUUCAAACGAUAUGUUGUCUUUGCUGUGAUAAACCCCGGUGGUGCCACUGUUUUCAUUUCCUAGAGCUCUCUGAUCCAGUCAUAGACAGCAAUGAUCCAGAAACAUUUCAGCCUUAAGUGAAAUGCAGCUUUCUUUCUUGCACACAUUCGUUUUUAAUGCGUCUUGACUGUCAUAAAGUCUGACAUUAAUGACAACUGAGAUCCCACAGUGUGACAUGAUCAUCAUGUUUGUACAGUCUGACAAGUAUCAAUCGUGAAGGACUAUUAAAAAUGGCACAAUGUGGGCCCGGCUUUACACAUGUUGCGUGUGGGUGACUUAAGAAAUAAGAAAUUACCUUUAGUUUCACUUGUUUUGGAUUUUAAACAUCCUGAUAGUUGGUAUAGUAGGCAAAAAACAGUGUGUGAAAUAAAUAGGAUUUAUGAAUUUACAGUCUACACAAGUGCCCAGGUGACCUACCGGCGUGAUCCUGAAGUGUGCAUCCAAUGGACACUUUUCAAUGCCAUAAAGCCACAGGAGAGGAGUUGUGAAUGACAAUGUGACAAAGGUAGUAUGGCCAAAUUACAUUUAUGCUACAUUUUACUUUUUUUCAUGGUCGCAAAAUAAUUACUUAUUCAAAAGUGCCCACUCAGAGAGUAUGUGAAACAGCCAAUGUCUUGCUACUGCUGCCACACAAAAUCACAUCAGAGAUGACAGGUGAAAGAGAGAUACUCUACCCGCAUCUGAACACAGUUUGCUUGUUGUUUUGGAUUCCGUAAAAAUCCGUCUUUUGAGUGUUAUUUAUUUAAGUUGAAGGUGAAUAGACAUCGCAAUUUAAUCGUAUUUUGUGAAUUCUUUUGGCCAUGAUUAUUGUGUAGCGAAAAUAUUAUAGAUAUUGUGACAGCCAUUAUAAGAAUUAUAUUAUUAA